Messenger RNA from Chelmon rostratus (copperband butterflyfish), 1557 nucleotides. RefSeq names its product zona pellucida sperm-binding protein 1-like. The record is from RefSeq and is a predicted model, not a curated record. Gene Ontology annotation, cellular component: egg coat. NCBI's taxonomy places the organism in Eukaryota, Metazoa, Chordata, Actinopteri, Chaetodontiformes, Chaetodontidae. Bases 1 to 1557 code for a protein of 518 amino acids. Gene Ontology annotation, molecular function: acrosin binding; structural constituent of egg coat. The transcript has 7 exons. Gene Ontology annotation, biological process: prevention of polyspermy; binding of sperm to zona pellucida.
AUGGCAAAGCACUGGAGUGCGAAGUCUUUAGUGGCACUAGCACUGCUAGCGAGCUUAGUUGGAACUCUGGUAGAAGCUCAGGACCCAAUCUGGCAGAAGCCUGCAACACAGAUGUCAAAAGGCCCUGCACUUCCGCAGGCACCACAGGUCGUUCCUCGUCCACAACUGCCAAAGGGUCCUCAAUAUCAGCCACCACAGGUACUUCCACAACCACCACCAAAGGCUCCUCAAUAUCCUCAGCCACCACAGGUAAUUCCACAACCACCACCAAAGGCUCCUCAAUAUCCUCAGCCACCACAGGUACUUCCACAACCACCACCAAAGGCUCCUCAAUAUCCUCAGCCACCACAGGUCUUUCCUCGUCCGCAACCACCACCAAAGGCUCCUCAAUAUCCUCAAGCACCGAAGGUCCAACCAGCUCUACCGCCAAAGGCUCCUCAAUUUGCUCAAAGGUUCUAUGAUUCUCUACAGGAACCGCAAGUCCCUCAGCCACAGCAGCCGCAGCAUCACGCGGUGCAACAGACAACUUCCAUUAACAAGCCAGUUGGUGUGAAGCAGCCUCCUGUUCAGAGUUGUGAGGUGGCAGAAAACACGAGAAUCCCAUGUGGACAUCCCGAUAUCUCAGCUGCCGGAUGUGAAGCCAUAAACUGCUGCUUCAGUGGCCGACAGUGCUACUUCGGAAAGGCAGUGACCGUCCAGUGCACCAAGGAUGCCCAGUUUAUUGUGGUAGUGGCCAGAGAUGCCACUCUGCCCAACAUUGACCUUGAGUCAAUCUCACUGUUGGGACAAGGUCAAGGCUGUACACAUGUUGACUCCAAUUCAGAGUUUGCCAUCUACCAAUUUCGUGUAACUGACUGUGGCUCUAUUGUCAUGGAGGAGCCUGGUGUUAUAAUCUAUGAGAACAGCAUGUCCUCCUCAUACGAAGUUGCGGUUGGGCCCCUUGGAGCUAUUACCAGAGAUAGCAGCUAUGAAGUGCGCUUCCAGUGUAGGUACAUCGGCACUUCUGUUGAAACUGUUGUUGCAGAAGUAUUGCAAGUACAACAACCUCCUCAAGUUGCUGCUCUGGGACCCAUCAGAGUACAUCUGAGGUUGGCUAACGGGCAAUGCCAUACGAAGGGUUGUAAUGAAGUGGAUGCGGCCUAUAGCUCAUUCUACAUUGAGACAGACUACCCUGUGUCCAAAGUACUGAGGGACCCUGUCUAUGUGGAGGUUCGGCUCCUUGAAAGGACAGAUCCCAACCUUGUCCUGACUCUUGGUCGCUGUUGGACAACCACAAGCCCCCACCCUCACAGUCUGCCCCAGUGGGACAUUCUGAUUGACGGAUGUCCAUACAGGGAUGAUCGCUACUUGUCCACACUGGUUCCAGUUGGUCCCUCCUCUGGUCUGGACUUCCCAAGUCAUUACAAGCGUUUCAUUUUUAAAAUGUUUACCUUUGUGGACCCCAGUUCAAUGGAACCCCUGAAGGAACUGGUGUACAUUCACUGCAGUACAGUUGUUUGCUCUGCUGCACCGGGCCGCUCCUGUGAACCAUCAUGCUUCAGAAAAAGUAAGAGAUGA